Messenger RNA from Nerophis ophidion (straightnose pipefish), 2846 nucleotides. Its product is annotated as inter-alpha-trypsin inhibitor heavy chain H3-like. The coding region runs from base 30 to 2777 and encodes 915 amino acids. The record is from RefSeq and is a predicted model, not a curated record. Lineage: Eukaryota; Metazoa; Chordata; Actinopteri; Syngnathiformes; Syngnathidae. The transcript is spliced from 26 exons.
CCCUUUAACCACACGUUGUGCAAACAUUGAUGCGUUGUUUGAGUUUAAAAGGCAACUUUUCAGGCGUUCCCGGCUACACUCUGACAGCGGUCACCAUGGAGAGAACUGUGCUGCGAGUCAGCAUCUUCGGGCUGCUUCUGGCUUUUGGUGGUGCUCAACCCAAAAAGGACGACUGGGAGAUCUACAGUUUUCACAUCAACUCCACAGUGAACAGCCGCUACGCCACCACCGUCAUCACCAGCCGUGUGGUCAACCGUAAAGACGAGUCGACGGAGGUGGAGUUCCACGUCCGGAUUCCCAAGAAUGCUUUCAUCAGCAAAUUCAGAAUGUUUAUGGAUGACCAGGUGUACGAUGGCGAGGUGAAGGCUAAAGAAGCAGCUCAGCAGCAGUACACACAGGCUGUGUCCCGUGGCGAAAGUGCUGGCAUUGUCAGCUCCAUAGGGAGGACUCUCGAGGAGUUCAAGACCUCCGUGACGGUGGCCCCACUGAAAAAGGUGACCUUUGAACUCACCUAUGAGGAACUGUUCAGACGCAGGUUGGGCAAGUAUGAGCUGCAGAUCUUCGCUCGCCCCAUGCAGCCCGUCAAAGACUUCAAGAUCGACGUGUACAUUCACGAGAAAGCUGGCAUCAGUUACAUGGAUAUUAAAGGAGGACUAAGCACCAAUGCUCUGGCUAAUGCUAUCACCAAAAAACUUGCAGACCAACAGGCUUGGGUUUAUUUCUACCCCACAGUGAACCAACAGAAAACAUGUGACAGCUGUGGAGAACAGGGUUUAAAUGGAGAUCUGGUCAUAGUCUAUGACGUCAACAGAGACAAGUCUCUGGGGGACAUCAAGCGCUCAAAAGGAUAUUUUUUGCAUCACUUUGCUCCCUCAAGUCUUCUCCGCAUACCAAAGAAUGUGGUCUUUGUCAUCGAUCAAAGCGGCUCCAUGCAUGGCCGCAAAAUGGAACAGACUCGUAUUGCUUUGCUGCAUAUCUUGAGUGACCUGUCGGAGGAGGACUACUUUGGUCUCAUCACUUUCGAUGGCAGAAUUUUUUACUGGAAACGAGAACUUGUUCAGGCCAACGCAGACAACGUGAAAAGUGCCAAAACGUUUGCGAGUAACAUUAAAGACAGAGGAUCCACAAAUAUUAACACAGCGUUGCUUGAGGGAUCCCGGAUGUUGAACGAGCAGCCCAGGCAAGGCUCAGCUUCCAUUCUUAUCCUCCUCACCGAUGGAGACCCGACCACAGGUGUGACCAACCUGGAGCAAAUACAAUCCAACGUGAGGGCGGCCAUCCAGGACAAUUUCCCGCUCUACUGCCUUGGUUUCGGUUUUGACGUCAACUUUGCAUUCCUGGAGAGCAUGUCCUUGCAGAACAAUGGCGUUGCACGACGGAUUUAUGAGGACUCUGAUGCAGAUUUGCAGUUGAAGGGAUUCUACGACGAGGUGGCCAAUCCCCUGUUGACCAACGUGACCAUGAGCUACUCCAGCAGCGCCAAUCUGACCCAGACUAAAUUCAGCCAGUAUUACAACGGUUCUGAGAUCGUGGUGGCCGGUCAGAUCACUGACAACGACGUCGAAACCUUCGUUCCACAAGUUGUGGCCAUCUCUAGGAACGCCAGUAUUGUCUUUUCGGACACCAAUGGAACCAUUGAGUCCACGGAUGACAGAAACCUUCAGAGGGUUUGGGCCUACCUGACCGUCAAACAGCUUCUGGACAAAGAACUGCAAUUGAGCGGAGUAGGGAAGGAGAAAGUGAAGUCUGAGGCGUUGCGGCUGUCGCUCAAGUACGGCUUUGUGACGCCGCUCACAUCCAUGGUGGUCACCAAGCCAUCUGAGGAGACCACUGAAGUGCUGCAUAAGCCCAGCGAAGACACUCCACCGCUGCCAAGAAGGACCUCAAUUUUGAUGUCCCCAGGAAUCUUGAGAAAAGGUGUUAGUAGAACGAUUUCGGUUGGAGGCCAUUAUACUCAACUAACCGGAGGAUCCUCAGGUUUGGGAGGUAGGUUUUUCUCAGGGAAUUAUCCAAAUUUGCAUUUACCAGCACAACCAGGUUUCAAAGGGACUCCAGAUUUACCAGUGGGCCAUGGUGUGAAAGGUCCCCCUAUAUUUCAAGAUUUAGUAGCGGAUUAUAUUGACUUCGGGACACUUCCCACUGCCCCAACAUUGUUAAUAGUGGCCCCUGGCAUCAGGUUUCUGCUGCAGGCGGAGAAUCAAUCUCUUCCACUGUGUUUUGAUAUCGCUGGAAGAACCAUACUGAGACUGCUUCAUCUACCCAAUGCAGGUGUGUCUGUUAAUGGUGAGCUGGAUGAAGACCAAGGCUUCAUCAAGAUCAUUGUCCACUUCGAUACUGACAACUUUGUCGCUGUUGAAUUGGGCGCUGUGACUGUUAAAUACGAACAGAAACUGACCCGGUACACAGGAGAGGCUGCACUAGUUGCUGGAAGCGUGGACGUGCUUAUUCGGCACAUGGAGGUUGAUAUCACUGCUGGGCAAACCCGCCUGCUUAUCAUGAAACAUGGGAAAAAUGGAAAAGAUUUCCUCUGGCCGGCUCUCAGGCAGCAGCCAUCGGACGACGCUGUCGGAAUCUUAGCUCAAAAGGCUGCGGUUUAUGAAGAAGUUCACCAAGGUCCCUACACAAAACUGAAGAUGAAAGACCAGGAAAUAAGUGUUUCAAGAUCUUCUGCUGUCGACUUCAGCAUGAACUCGACCGCCACACUGGCCUGCUGGCUGACGUCCCCCGAGUCAGCGCUCCUAUCACCGCUCAGUGAUUUCACACUUAAAGUUCUUUAAAGAAGACAUUACAUUUAAUUGCACAUUCAUCAUACGAUGAAUAAACGCAAUAAACGCUGACUAAGAUGA